AUGGCGGCACCGCCGGGGACCGCGGAGCCCCCACCACACACGUUCGCAGAUGUUCUCUCGAAAACUUCUUCUGAUCCCCCCCCCCUACGAACACCAGGAAGAUACAAAGGAAUGCCAGCGAUUUCUUUCACAGAUCAAGACAUACAGCAAUUUCCCCAGAAAUUUCGUUUUGCGCUGGUGGGUAAAUUUUCUAAAGGACGUCCAUCUAUGGCUGAGCUUCGUAUGACUUUCGAUCAGAUUGGCUUUGGUGGAGCAUUCUCACUCGGUCUUCUAGAUCAAAGGCAUGUACUCAUCAAUUUUGAUCUAGAAACUAACUUUCAGAGGUGUUGGCUCCGAAAAUCUUGGUCAGUUCGAGGCUUCAUCAUGAGGAUCUUUAAAUGGUCACCGGACUUCAGACUAGAUAUAGAAUCCCCAAUCGUUCCUGUAUGGAUUGCUUUCGAUGGACUUCCGGCUCACCUGCAGGAUAAAAGGGCUAUUUACUCUAUCGCCAACCUCAUAGGAACCCCGCUCAAGGUGGAUUCUUCAACUCUUUUGCACAACAGACCGUCGUUGGCCAGGGUUUGUGUAGAGUUGAACGUUAGCCAAAGCCUUCCGAAUCAGGUCUGGAUCACAAAUGGAUCUUACGGUGGAUUCAAUCAAAAAGUAACCUAUGAAUACAUCCCACCAUAUUGCAUGGGAUGUCGAAAAUUUGGGCAUCUUUGGUCAGAUUGUAGAAGCAACUACGUUGAUGAUCGCCCGCAAGAACCAUAUCGGGAACCCCCUAAGGAUCCCCCGCAAACAAUCACUCUACCUGCCCGUCAACCUCAUAUUGUUCCUCCUAGAAAACGCUAG
Molecule: messenger RNA, 831 nt
Organism: Ipomoea nil (Japanese morning glory)
Lineage: Eukaryota; Viridiplantae; Streptophyta; Magnoliopsida; Solanales; Convolvulaceae
Exons: 1
Coding region: 1-831 (276 amino acids)
Source: RefSeq, a predicted model, not a curated record